Molecule: messenger RNA, 3710 nt
Organism: Hyla sarda
Lineage: Eukaryota; Metazoa; Chordata; Amphibia; Anura; Hylidae
Gene: COL6A2
Product: collagen type VI alpha 2 chain
Exons: 28
Coding region: 178-3237 (1019 amino acids)
Source: RefSeq, a predicted model, not a curated record
AAAAAAAAAUCUGCAGGGAUAGAAGGAGUUUGGGUGUAGGAAGGGAACGUUUUCUGUCCUGAGAAGAAGGUCCCAUCUCAAGCAUCAGCUUCUCCCUCACUGCAGAGAAUGCUCAGGUCCCACCGGCAGCUAACCGUAUAGAAAACAUUAGCUUUGUUACUUUCCUUAAGAGUAGCCAUGGCCCAGCUACAACUGUUAUGUUUGCUGCUCUGUGUUGCCUUUGGUUCUAUAUCAGCGCAGAGUGAUGACCCAAAGACAUGUGAAGAUAAGUCCAAAUGUCCGAUAAAUGUGUACUUCAUCAUUGACACAUCUGAGAGUAUAAUCCUUCAGACCGCUCCCAUCCAAAGCUUGCUGGAUCACAUGAAGAAAUUCAUUCCUGCUUUCCUGGCAAAGCUAGAAAAUGAGGCAUACCUGGAUCAGGUGUAUCUGAACUGGCAAUAUGGAGGUCUACACUAUUCAGAUGAGGUCCAGAUCUACAGCCCACUCACCAGUGACAAGAAUGAAUACAUUUCCAAACUACGAGGUGUCCAAUAUAUUGGACGAGGUACCUUUACAGAUUGUGCCAUCUCAAACAUGACCGCUCAGAUCAAGGCACAGGUGCAGACCCAAACCAGCCAGGGGGGACGUGAACCUGUAAAUUUUGCUGUCGUGAUCACUGAUGGUCAUGUGACUGGUAAUCCAUGUGGAGGAGUGAAGACUCAGGCAGACAGAGCACAGCUUGCUGGUAUCAAACUUUUCUCAGUAGCUGCAAGUCGUGAUGUUUAUGAAUCUGGCCUACGAGAGAUUGCUAACAUGCCUCAUGAGCUCUUCAGGAAUGCUUACACAGUGACCAACCCUGAUGACCAAACCGAGAUUGAUCAGAGAACCAUUGAUAAAAUCAUUCAAGUUAUGAAACAUGAGGCUUAUGGAGAGUGUUACAGACUGAGCUGUCUGCAGAUUAAGGGACCUCCUGGUCUGCCUGGUCAGAGAGGACAGAAGGGUGCUAAAGGUAACACUGGAGAACCUGGAGGUGCUGGCCUAAAAGGUCGACAGGGAGAUCCUGGAAUUGAGGGACCAAUUGGAUACCCUGGUCCUAAGGGUGUUCCUGGUGCUAAAGGUGAAAAGGGAGAUUUUGGUGCAGAUGGAAGAAGGGGUAUACCCGGACUUCAUGGAAGAAAUGGUACAGAUGGGCAGAAGGGUAGAACAGGUCGGAUUGGUGCUCCUGGUUGUAAAGGAGAUCCUGGAGACAAGGGUCCUGAUGGGUAUCCGGGAGAUGCAGGAGACAGAGGAGAAGAUGGUGACAAUGGAAUCAAAGGUGAUCCAGGCCGGCCUGGAAGUAGUGGACCUCCCGGGGCUUUUGGAGAGAGAGGAGAAAAGGGUCCUGCAGGAAAUGUUGGAGCACCUGGAUCUCCAGGUGAGAAAGGAGGUAAAGGUGGACCAGGAAUUCAAGGACCAAAAGGGGAGCCAGGUCGUAGAGGAGAUUCUGGUACCAAAGGAGGUCCUGGAACUGAUGGGCCCAAAGGAGAAAAGGGUGAUCCUGGACCAGAGGGACAACGAGGUCUAGGUGGAGAAGCUGGUGUGAAAGGAGGAAAGGGUGAUCGUGGAGCUCCAGGCCCAAGAGGAGUUCAAGGACCUGCUGGCCCAGUUGGUAGAAAUGGGUCACGAGGAGACCCAGGUGACAUGGGAGAAAGAGGGAACCCAGGACAAGCGGGACCUAAGGGAGACAGAGGAAGACCUGGCAUUAGCUACCCAGGACCUCGUGGUCCAUCAGGUGAUAAAGGAGACAAGGGACUUCCAGGACCACUGGGGGGGCGAGGAGACUUUGGCCUUAAAGGAACAGCUGGACUAAGGGGAGAUAAAGGAGAGCCAGGUGACCCUGGACCUUUAGGAGAACCAGGCCCACGUGGACCAACUGGAGGACCUGGACUUCCGGGUGACCUGGGCCCUUCUGGUGAUCCUGCUUUGACAGAAUGCGAUGUCAUGUCCUAUGUUCGGGAGACAUGUGGAUGCUGUGACUGUGAGAAGCGCUGUGGUGCUCUGGACAUUGUAUUUAUUAUUGACAGCUCUGAGAGUAUUGGAUAUACAAACUUUACUCUAGAGAAGAACUUUGUCAUCAACGUUGUGAGCAAACUUGGAUCCAUUGCUAAAGAUCCAAAUGCUGAUACAGGUACUCGAGUUGGUGUUGUGCAGUACAGUCAUGAAGGCACAUUUGAAGCCAUUCAACUGAAUGACCCCCGUAUUGACUCUCUAUCAAGCUUCAAAGAGGCAGUGAGGCGCCUUGAGUGGAUUGCUGGAGGAACAUGGACCCCAUCCGCUUUGCAGUUUGCUUAUAACCAGCUGAUCAAGGAGACAAGACGAGACAAAGCUAAAGUCUUUGCUGUGGUCAUAACCGAUGGACGCCAUGAUCCAAGAGACCCAGAUGAUCGUCUGCAGUCACUGUGUAACCGCAAUGUGAUAGUAAACGCUAUUGGCAUUGGUGAUAUGUUUAACAAAGAGGAUGACUCUGAAACCCUGACCUCCAUUGCCUGCGACAAUAAGCAACAAGUCCAGAAGAUGAAGCUCUUCUCUGAACUAGUAGCUGAUGAGUUCAUUAGCAACAUGGAACAACUUCUCUGCCCAGAUCCUCAGGUUGUAUGUCCCGAUCUACCAUGUCAAGCAGAACUUGCAGUUGCACAAUGCACUCAGCGCCCAGUGGAUGUUGUCUUCCUUCUGGAUAGCUCUGAACGUAUUGGAAAGCAAAACUUCAGACAAGCAUCAACAUUUAUCGAGGAGGUUUCUAGACGCCUGUCACUGUCAAGGACUAAUGAUGACUCAAACAAUGCCCGGGUGGCCCUAUUGCAAUAUGGUGGAAAGGAUGAGCAAGAAGUGGUCUUUCCACUUACCCAUAAUCUAACAGAGAUUUACCAAGGCCUAGGACGUCUUAAAUACUAUGACUCCUCCUCCAAUAUUGGAAAUGCCAUUGUAUUUGCCAUCAAUAAUAUCCUUGGGCACAGCAGCCAAGGGGCACGGAAGUUUGCAGAAACCUCAUUUAUCCUCAUCACUGAUGGCGUCACUGGUCAGGAGGGUCUGGAGGAGUCUGUGACAGCCAUGAAAAAACAUAAUGUUGUGCCUACUUUGGUGUCUGUUGGUUCAGAUCUUGAUAUGCAGGUGCUGAAGAAGCUCAGUUUAGGAGAGUGGUCAGCCAUCUUUAAAGAGAAGGAUUAUGGCAGACUCUCUCAAAAUGCAUUUAUGGACAGAUUUGUGAAUUGGGUUUGUUAAACACAAGCCUAGAUCUAUCAAGAAACCUUCUUGCAUGACCUUUUUUAUCAGUACAUAAUGCUCUUGAGACCGACAGUUUCUGUAACAGAAAAAUAUCAGUAUCUUUCAAGCUUUAUGUACUGUAUAAACUAGGCCCCUGCUUAAAAAUCUAAAUUCCUAGGAUUUUGCACAUAUAAUGGCAAAACAUUUUCUCAUGUCUUGGUAAAUCAUGACCAACAGUACACAUUUUAUACUAAAACACACAAGAACACACACAUAUACACCGAUACAUACAUGGACAGACACUGACGUAAACAAAAUCGGGGUAUAUAUUUUUUCAAAGUGAACAGUAAAAAACAAACUAUUUGUGAACACGAGACAUAGGGGUUGGGAAGUAUACACAUAUAUGGCUACAUUCAAUGGCAGGUAAAUGGGUAUAAUUAAAGGGGUACUCCACCCCCAGACAUCGUAUCCCCUAUCCAAAGGAUAGGGGA